AUGGGGUUGCAUUCAACUCUUCUCAGCCUGCUUGUUGCAAGUAGUGCUGGAUUCACAACUAGAGGAGUCGUAAAGGAUCACCGACAGCUGAACCUGAAGCAAUUGACAACUUCGGCAAUAUCAAUACCAUUCCAUGAUUCGAAUCGCAAAGUCAACUCAGCCCUGAGAUUGACCUUGACGUCUUCCACUCCCUCCUCUUUAAUUGCAAAUACAUCGGUGGCUACCCAGCCAGAAAAUGAUGGAAAUCCCAAGGCAGAGUACGAUAGCAUUAUCUGCGGUGGAGGCCCAGCCGGUUUGCUCUCUGCCAUAAUGUUGGCUCGGACCUUUGGAAAGGAACACAAGAUUGCCGUGUGCGAACGAAGGGCAGAUAUUCCACCAUCACCAACUGAUGACACUGCUUGGAACGAUGUCGCCCGAUUUUACUUGCUGGGGAUUGGAUUUCGUGGACAGAAUGCUCUAAAAGAAUAUGGCAUUUUUGACGACUUCGAACAAGUCAGUGUUCCAGUGAAUGGCCGACGGGAUUGGCAACCAGGAAUGACCAAGGUGGAAGAUGGCAAUAUUACUCCCGCCAAAAAAGAUGUGAUUAGUCGAGUUCUGCCCCGUGACAAACUAGUGGGAGUCCUUCAUCACCAUUUGGUCAAGAACUAUGCCGAUUACAAUAUUGAUUUGCUGUAUGGGUUUGAAGUGGACCCAAUUUCGUUUGAAAAUGAAGAUGAUGAUGUCAAAGUAACCAUUUCGCCAUGUGAUUCCAAUGACGGCCCUUCCAUUCAGUCCAAAACAGCAUUCCUAUUAGGAGCCGACGGGAGUGCCCGAACAAUCGCCAAUUCCAUGGAAGAAGCUGAUGCCAAGCGCAUUGCCAGUAUUAGUCCCCUUUUCCGACCAUUUGCUCCCAAGCCUUUCAAGGUCACUCGAUACAACGACGAUAACCCUCGGAUCUACAAAUCAGUUCCAAUUACACUUCCCAAAGAUUGGCCUUGUGAUUUGAACUACUCUGCUCGUUCAAUUGGAAGCCGCGUUACAUUGGAGGCAUUACCAUCUAACGACAAAGGUGACUAUUGCGCUUUGCUGCUGAUGAAGCCUGGAGAUGAGUUAGCCCAAGAAAAAUGUGAUCCAAAGAAGCUCCGGGCCUUUUUUGACGAAGAGUUUCCCCAAUUCGGAGCUCUGAUUGACGAUAAUGUGAUGGAGCAAGUAGCAACCAAGCCUUCCUCUACCUUGCCUGCCUUUCGGUAUGUCGGUCCUCGGUUGAACAUGGGACGCAGAACAGUCGUCUUGGGAGACGCGGCUCAUACUGUAAAACCAUACUUUGGACUGGGGGCGAACAGUGCCAUGGAAGAUGUACAGAUGUUGGGAGAGGCCUUUAAGGAAUCGGCAUCGACAAGUAGCGAUGAUAUCGUGCCUUCAGCAGUGGAGCAAUUCUCCAAAACACGGUCCGGUGAUGCAUCCGCUUUGGUGAUGAUGUCCCGCAACAUGGACCGACCAGGCAAACUAUUCUUUGUCACUUUCUUGAUUCCAAUCAUUUUGGAUGGGAUCUUCAACAAGAUCGCACCCAAGCUAUUUGGUCCAAGCAUGUUUGGCAUGUUUCAACGCCAAGAUAUCAACUUUAAGCAAAUCCAACGAAAAAAGAGACUGGAUCGGGUGAUGCAACUCGUCAUUAUUGGAAGUGGGCUGACGGCGUCUGGAAUGGGGUUGAACCAGGCCGUUUCAUUGAUUGCUCGCCGCUUGGGAAAGAGCCGACCUCUUGUUGGAACUGGCAUGGCAGCUAUGGCCUUUUUGGCAAGUAAGUUGCAAAAGCUAGCAAAGUCUAAAAAACAAGCAGAAGCUACGGCCUAG
Cylindrotheca closterium is the source of this 1830-nucleotide messenger RNA. The record is from the annotation of a GenBank genome assembly. Lineage: Eukaryota; Bacillariophyta; Bacillariophyceae; Bacillariales; Bacillariaceae.